CAAGAAGCUGAACCUUCAGAAGGCUGCGGGUCCGGACAGAGUUUCUACUGUGCUACUGAGCUGGCUCCAGUGUUCACGGACAUCUUCAAUGCUUCCUUGGUGUCCUGUCAUGUUCCUGCCUGCUUUAAAUCCUCCACUAUUAUUCCUGUUCCCAAGAAGGCCAGGAUCACAGGACGAAUGACUACAGAAUGACUACAGACCGGUGGCACUGACGUCUGUGGUCAUGAAGUCCUUUGAGCGCCUGGUUCACUCUCACCUGAAGUCCAUCACUGCUUCUCACCUGGACACAAUGCAGUUUGCCUACAGAGCCAACAGAUCUGUGGACGAUGCAGUGAACCAGGCCCUUCAUUUCAUUCUGGAGCAUCUGGACUCCCCAGGAACCUAUGCCAGGAUCCUGUUUGUGGCCCUCAGCUCUGCCUUUAACACGAUUCUUCCAGCUCUGCUUGAAGACAAGCUUCGCCAGCUCAACGUUCCUGACUUCCUCUGCAGAUGAAUUACAGACUUCCUGACCAGCCAGAGUCAGCGUGUGCGGCUGGGGACGACUGUCUCCGACACUCAGACCCUCAACAUCGGGUCUCCUCGGGGCUGUGUUCUCUCUCCAUGGCUCUUCUCCCUGUACACUAACUGCUGCACCUCCAGCCACCAGUCCGUGAAGCUGAUCAAGUUUGCGGAUGACACCACCAUCAUCGGACUCAUUUCAGAUGGAGAUGAGUCGGCUUACAGGAGGGAGGUGGAGCGGCUGGUGUCCUGGUGCAGCCCCAACAACCUGGAGCACAAUGCCCAGAAGACAGUGGAGAUGGUUAUAGACUUCAGGAGAGUAACAGUUUCUCUGUCCCCUCUCAUGUAGGCUGGUUUACCCAUUCCUAUUGUAGACUCCUUCUGCUCCCUAGGAACCACCAUCACUGAGGACCUCAAAUGGGAGCCAACCAUCAGGUCCCUCAUCAGGAAGGCCCAGCAGAGAAUGUUCUUCCUGAGGCAGCUACAAAAACUACGACUGCCGACGAAGUUGCUGUUGGAGUUCUACGGCCAUCAUCCAGUCCAUCCUCACCUCCUCCAUCACUGUGUGGUACAACAGGUCCACCUCCAGGGACAAGAGCAGACUGCAGCGUAUCAUACGUUCUGCUGAGAAGGUGAUCGGUUGCAACCUGCCACCUCUUCAGGACCUGUAUGUCUCCAGGACCCAUAGACGUGCAGGUCGGAUCAGAGCCGACCCUUCUCACCCUGGACAUGGACUGUUUGUUCCUCUUCCCUCUGGCAGGAGGCUACGGUCAAUCCAGACCAGAACCUCCCGUCACAGGAACAGCUUCUUCCCCUUGGCCAUUUCCGCUAAAAGCAGGGAAGCUUCAAGCGAGCAUGCUCUUAUUCUGAAAGCCCCCACACCGGAAGCGCUUACUGGCUAGUAGGACGUGCUGAGUAGGGACGUGGACCAGUGUGGGUGAGGAGGACCAGGCGGGUGGAGUUCUGACAGCAACCAGGUGGACUCGGAGAACUCCUGAAGCUUUGCUGCAACCUCUCACCUGGAACCAACAGUUUCCGACAAUUCCGAAGUCCGCGUCGUGUCCCGUGUUUCAGGAGCGAGCCGCAAAACCAUCUGCACUGAAGUUGGCUGCUGAGUGUCGAGUUGGCAAAGAUGUUUCAGAUAAAAAGGAUCUGCUGCAUUGGUGCCGGAUAUGUGGGUGGACCCACGUGUAGUGUGAUCGCUGCGAUGUGUCCGGAGGUCACCGUGACGGUUGUCGAUGUCAAUGAGUCUCGCAUCAAGGCCUGGAACUCUGACACUUUACCCAUUUACGAGCCGGGCCUGAAAGAUGUCGUUGAGUCAUGCAGAGGAAGAAAUUUGUUUUUCUCCACAGACAUUGACUCAGCCAUCCGAGAGGCAGAUCUUGUUUUCAUCUCUGUCAAUACUCCCACAAAGACCUAUGGGAUGGGGAAAGGUCGUGCAGCGGACCUGAAGUUCAUCGAGGCCUGCGCUCGGCGGAUCGUGGAAGUGUCGGACGGAUACAAGAUCGUGACAGAGAAGAGCACGGUCCCCGUCCGAGCGGCGGAGAGUAUCAGACGGAUCUUUGAUGCCAACACUAAGCCGAGCCUAGAACUGCAGGUGCUGUCUAACCCCGAGUUUCUGGCGGAGGGAACCGCGGUGCGGGAUUUGAAGGAGCCGGACCGAGUGUUGAUUGGCGGAGACGAGUCGCCGGAAGGCCAAAAGGCAAUUAGAGCGCUGUGUGCCGUGUAUGAGCACUGGGUGCCCAAAGAGCGAAUCAUCACCACCAACACAUGGUCUUCAGAGCUGUCCAAACUGGCAGCCAAUGCAUUUCUGGCUCAAAGAAUCAGCAGCAUCAACAGCAUCAGCGCCCUGUGCGAGGCCACGGGUGCGGACGUGGAGGAGGUGGCCAAGGCCAUCGGUAUGGACCAGAGAAUCGGCAGCAAGUUCCUAAAAGCCAGCGUGGGCUUUGGGGGGAGCUGUUUCCAGAAGGACGUGCUGAAUCUGGUUUAUCUGUGUGAAGCCCUGAACCUGCCCGAGGUGGCCUCUUACUGGCAGCAGGUGAUCGACAUGAACGAGUAUCAGAGACGGCGCUUCGCCUGCAGGAUCAUCGACUGCCUCUUCAACACAGUGACUGGCAAGAAAAUCGCACUCCUGGGUUUCUCCUUCAAAAAAGACACCGGGGACACGCGAGAGUCGUCCAGUAUCUACAUCUCCAAGUAUCUGAUGGACGAAGGGGCCAAGCUGUUCAUUUACGACCCCAAAGUUCUGAAGGAACAGAUCGUCCAUGACCUGUCCCAGCCCAGCAUCUCAGACGACCCAGAGAGAGUGUCGGAGCUGGUGACCGUGACCUCUGACCCCUAUGAGGCCUGCCAGAGUGCCCAUGCUUUGGUUAUCUGCACCGAGUGGGACAUGUUCAAGGAGCUGGACUACGAGAAGAUCUACAAGAAAAUGCUGAAACCAGCUUUUAUAUUUGACGGCCGCAGAGUUCUGGACCACUUGCACGCCUCCCUCCAGAACAUCGGCUUCCAGAUCGAGACCAUCGGGAAGAAAGUGACGGCAGCCAGGAUCCCCUACACCCCUGCAGCCGUCGGCCCUCGUGCCCCUGCCAUCGAACCCCCGAGCAAGAAGACCAAAGCCUAAAGCCUGCACACAUUUGCGCCACAUUCCUUCAUCAACUACAAGCUGCAUUCACGCAACAAUAUUUUAAAUUACUGUUGAGAGCAAUGCGCCUCCCACAUUAGGUCUGAGACAUUUCACCUGCUCAUCUGAAAAAGUCAGACACUUUAUGUUUUAACUUGUGUUGUCUAUAAAUCCUGACUUCACAUUCUCAAUGUUGAAUUAUCAGAUUUGGAAUUUUAUACUUCAUUUUCUUCAGAUGGACUGAAACAUUUCUGCAGAAAAUGAAAUAAUGUGCAUGCGGCUUUACAGUUGUCAGCUCCAGCCUUACAAUCAUUCAUUUAAUGAAGCUUCAGACCCAAAAAGUGUGAAUGUGAUUAUGAAUGUUGAUUCUGAAUGAAGUUAGUCAACAAGCCAGUUUUUAAAGCAUUUCAGCAUUCAAGACUUGAACCCACGCCUACACGCACUCAUGUACCUUUAGUUUUAUACAGUGUUUACUACAGUAUAGCCUCUGAAUAGAAACAUUUUAUACUGUUUUUAAAGUAUUUUUAUACCAUCAUUUUAAUCAAUGUCCUUUUUUAAAUCUGUCAUUGUACUGUCUAUUGGCCAAUGAAAUAAAAUGUGCGUCCAAUCUGCUUUCUA
This is a messenger RNA of Synchiropus splendidus (mandarinfish), 3736 nucleotides long. Its product is annotated as UDP-glucose 6-dehydrogenase. Gene Ontology annotation, cellular component: nucleus; cytosol. The record is from RefSeq and is a predicted model, not a curated record. Gene Ontology annotation, biological process: glycosaminoglycan biosynthetic process. Bases 1631 to 3118 code for a protein of 495 amino acids. NCBI's taxonomy places the organism in Eukaryota, Metazoa, Chordata, Actinopteri, Syngnathiformes, Callionymidae. Gene Ontology annotation, molecular function: NAD binding; UDP-glucose 6-dehydrogenase activity. The transcript has 12 exons.